ACCGGACCGUGAAGCUUUGCGUUUCCUCUUUCCAGCCAGCGCCUUGCGAUGGGAAUCUCCCGGGACAACUGGCACAAGCGCCGCAAGACCGGGGGCAAGAGAAAACCCUAUCACAAGAAGCGAAAGUAUGAGCUAGGACGCCCGGCUGCCAACACAAAGAUUGGCCCCCGUCGCAUACACACAGUUCGGGUGCGAGGAGGCAACAAGAAGUACCGUGCCCUGAGGCUGGAUGUGGGGAACUUCUCCUGGGGUUCUGAGUGUUGUACUCGCAAAACAAGGAUCAUUGAUGUUGUCUACAAUGCAUCCAAUAACGAGCUGGUCCGCACCAAGACCCUGGUGAAGAACUGUAUUGUGCUCAUUGAUAGCACACCGUACCGGCAGUGGUACGAGUCCCACUAUGCUCUGCCCCUGGGCCGCAAGAAGGGGGCCAAGCUGACUCCUGAGGAGGAAGAAAUUUUAAACAAAAAACGAUCAAAGAAAAUUCAGAAGAAAUACGAUGAAAGGAAAAAGAAUGCCAAGAUCAGCAGUCUUCUUGAGGAACAGUUCCAGCAGGGCAAGCUUCUUGCUUGCAUUGCUUCGAGGCCAGGCCAGUGUGGCCGAGCAGAUGGCUACGUGCUAGAAGGCAAGGAGUUGGAGUUUUAUCUGAGGAAAAUCAAGGCUCGGAAAGGCAAAUAAUUACUCCCUCCCAUCCUAGCUCAUGUAAUAAAGGUUUGUUCUAUGUUUGUGAUGUCUG
Messenger RNA from Choloepus didactylus (southern two-toed sloth), 733 nucleotides. It is a transcript of the gene RPS8, whose product is annotated as ribosomal protein S8. Lineage: Eukaryota; Metazoa; Chordata; Mammalia; Pilosa; Megalonychidae. Gene Ontology annotation, cellular component: ribosome; cytosolic small ribosomal subunit. Bases 49 to 675 code for a protein of 208 amino acids. Gene Ontology annotation, biological process: maturation of SSU-rRNA from tricistronic rRNA transcript (SSU-rRNA, 5.8S rRNA, LSU-rRNA); translation. The transcript has 6 exons. The record is from RefSeq and is a predicted model, not a curated record. Gene Ontology annotation, molecular function: structural constituent of ribosome.